AUGGAGAAAAAUACUGAAGGCAAAUUGAAGCUUCUUGGACAAUUCCACUAUAUUUUCUUUACAGAAAUCAAAGCCACUGAUGAGUCCGAUUUAGCCUUACAGAUUUCACAGUUGCAGGCCUUGGCAGCUGAACUGAAGGUGACAUUCGCAGGCACCUUGCAGGUGCUGACCAGAGUUGAGGACAUUAACAUCUCCCUGGAGGAAAGAGUUCGGACUUGUGGACGGGAGUGGCAAGAACAGCUGAAGCACCUGAAAGAGAAAGUCAUCAUUUUUAAGGAAGAGCUUCAAGGAACGACCACUCAAACCAGGGAACUGAGUAAAAGACAGAAGGAAAUUGGAGCAUAUAUUGAAACUCUACAGCAGAACAAAAUCCACGGCCAAAGAAACAUUGGAUCUACUUCAGCAUCAAACGGAACGUGGUAUUGGGAAUACCAGACAACAGGAGAGAAUUGUCCAGGAGACCAAGCGCAGUACUGUAAAAUGAAUCCUAACCACGAGUGUACACUACACAAACGCUACUCUGUGAGUCUUCCCCACAGCACCUUCCACAAAGUUGUGCACAGUGCAGACGUGGAUGCAAGGCCAAACUCACCUGUCACUGUUUAUCCAAGACAUGAGACUGUAUCCCCAGCACUGAGUGAAGGGUUUGAGGACCACGCUGACACUGAUAGAAUGGACACUUUCGAAGCACUGAACCAAAACAGAUGUGCUCCUCGAGAAAGCGAAUUAGAAACCAACCAUCUUACUACAGAGUUGGACAAGAACAUCCAACACUUGAAGGAAAAAUACCACGACUCUGCUCUGCUCUUUCUGGUCAAGAGGCAGCACACUGUCGUGGAACUGCUGAAGUCAGAGAGACUGUAUGCCUUUUACCUCUCACUCAUUCUGAAGUCCAAUGUUUCCAACAGCGGAAAGGGCAUCACACUCAACGGCAAAAAUCUGAGUGGCGCCCUGCACAGCUCCCUGCGAUUACUCACACAUCUCCACACCACUCUACUGUACACGCUGGAGGAGAGGGUGUGCUGUUGGCAGUGGCAAAGCAUUGUUGGGGAUAUAUUCAUGAAGCUGCUGAACAACCCAGAGGUAAGGGUGAAGCUGGCCUGUUAAAUGUGGUCUCGAUCGCUUGUUAAAUAUGUUCCUUGCUGGACAGCAUCGCCUGUGAUUUAUUAGCAUACAAUUACUUUAGACUUCAGAGAUACAAUGUGGAAACAGGCCCCUCCGCCCUCCACGU
This is a messenger RNA of Leucoraja erinaceus (little skate), 1231 nucleotides long. Its product is annotated as rho guanine nucleotide exchange factor 33-like. The coding region runs from base 1 to 1107 and encodes 368 amino acids. Lineage: Eukaryota; Metazoa; Chordata; Chondrichthyes; Rajiformes; Rajidae. The transcript has 8 exons. The record is from RefSeq and is a predicted model, not a curated record.